AUGUGUAAAGUAGCUAGAAUUUAUAAUAUAAAGACUAAUGAGGACUGGGAUGACCUGAAGAUUAUAACAGAUGGCUACACUGAGUUAAGAGAACUAAUAGCCUACUUGGAAGAGUUUCUUGAUGGAGAUAUGAUUAAAGAGCUGCAAGGGAAAUAUGAAAAGUUCUUAGUAAGGAAUGCACAAGUGGAAAAAGACAAGACUAAGGACUUUGAAGUCAUGAGUGAUGGAUGUUUGUAUUAUCGUGAGAGACUUUGCAUUCCCUACAAUGAAGAACUAAAGAAUGAUAUUCUUUCUGAGGCACAAUGCAGUCCGCUGACUAUGUAUACAGGUGGAAACAAGAUGUAUCAGAAUUUAAAGAGUCAGUAUUGGUGGCCUAGUAUAAAAAGAGUUAUCGCUGAGUUUUUUACAAAGUGUUUGACAUGUCAACAAGUGAAAGUUGAACAUCAAGUGCCUUCGAGAUUAUUCAAACAGAUAGCUAUUCAUGAAUGGAAGUGGGAGUGA
Messenger RNA from Hibiscus syriacus, 501 nucleotides. RefSeq lists its product as uncharacterized. Lineage: Eukaryota; Viridiplantae; Streptophyta; Magnoliopsida; Malvales; Malvaceae. The record is from RefSeq and is a predicted model, not a curated record. Bases 1 to 501 code for a protein of 166 amino acids. The transcript is spliced from 3 exons.